CGGGCAACGAUAGUUGAUAUGGCGGGCUAGCUGAAGACUCACGUUACGAUGGAAAAGAAAGUGAGUAAACUGUCAUAUCGGCAAAAACUUAAAGAACAAAAUCCGGAAAAAUAUAGAGAGUACUUAAAUCAGCAAAAACGAAGGAGUAAAAAUUAUAGAGCAGAACUUAGUAAAUCGCAGACUCCCAGUCAGAAAGAAAAGUUAGAUAAAUAUAAGGAAGAUGCAAGAUUACGGCAACAGAAAUUCAGAAAAAGUAAAAAGGAAUCAAAUAAUGAACCUACUCCUGUGAGAGAAAAAACAGAGAAGAAACCUAAAACAUGGAAAGAGGUUAAAGUCCAGCGAGAGAAAUGGGCACAUGCGAAACAAAAGUGGCGAGCAAAACUCUCUAAUACACAUAAGCGAUGGCUAAGGGAAAAGGAUAAACAAGCUAAGAUGAAAAAAAAGAAUCCAACUGGUGAGAAUUCCUUACAGAAAGCACUGUCAGUGUAUGGAUGUAAGAACACGUUAUUCAACAAUGCUUCUUCUGCUAAAAAGGUUCUGCCAAAAUCACCAACCAAAUUUGCUACAGUAAUAGAGCAUAUAGCAACACCUACCCCAAAAAAAGCCUUAUAUAGGCAAUUUCAUGCACAGCAUCUUCCGCAGAAACAAAAAAAGUACCCUGCUCAGGAAAAAAAUACCAUUGGCAGCAUCUCUUACGGCAUACGGCUUUCAUCAAAGCUUAAGAAAAGAAGUAUUAAUAUUUCCAAAGUGAAAUAUCUUUCUCAAACUAUCCAACGAUAUGUAGCCGAAUUCUACCUGGCAACAAGCAGACCACUUCCAAAUAAAAGAUAUGCAACAAAAUUUGGACCUGCCUAUUUAAUGCAGCUUACUUUGAAGUCUGCAUACAGACAAUUCCUAGCAGAGCAUCCAAAUAUGAACAUUGGGUUUACGAAAUUUACCCUCCUUCGUCCAAAAAAUGUAAGGCUUCUGAACAAAUCUCACCGGCAAUUCUGCGUCUGUGUCAGCUGCCAAAAUGUGAAAUUCAAAAUCACAGCACUCAAUGCUUUUGCAUGGAAGGUUUCUGUUCCCGAAGCAAAAAUAGAAAAUGAAAUAUCUGGCUUUAUGGACAUAGUUCUUUGUGCGAAAUCAGACACCUCUCGAUUCCAUGCAAUAAGUUGCAUUUAUAAGCAAUGUAAUGCUUGUGGGGAAUUCGGACAGACAAUCCGUGAGCAUUACAAGCGCCUAUUUGAACUGGAGUCACAUCAGAAAGUUGUUUGGCAUCAUUGGAAGCGAACAGAAGAGGGAGGAAUUGUCCGAAAGCGUCUUACGACAAAGAAAGGUAGUCUUAACCAAGCAGUACAGGAACUGGUAAAAGAUUUUGAGAACCCCGCUAACGGAGCCUCUUUCCCAAAACAUCAUUUUGAGGCAGAAUGGCAACAGAUGCAAUUCACCAGGUUGAAGAAAAAUGUUCCACCUAAAUCAGCGUUAAUGGUUGUCAACUGGAAAAAUCGGACAAUUCAGCAUCAAGACCAAGCCAAAUCUGAUUUCUUCUCGGCAAAACAAGUAACUGUGCAUCCUGUAGUGAUGUUUUACCAGUCUCCCUCAGUUCCCGGUUUAAUAGUGCGAGACACAAUGAUUUUUGUGUCUGAUGAUCUGAAGCAGGAUUAUUUUGCUGUUCAGCAUUAUUUUCAAAAGGCGGAAAGUUACCUGAGAGAACAUAUUCCUGUCAUGAAAGUGUUUGUUUUUUCAGACGGUUGUGCUUCCCAAUACAAAGGUAAAGAAUCCAUGGCUUCAUUGUCACUUCUAGAAACAGAUAUUGACUGGAAUUAUUUUGGAUCAGAUCAUGGAAAGAGUGAGGCAGAUGGCGAGCUAGGGUCACUAAAUAGAGCAGUGAACAAAGCUAUUUUAGGGAGACAGGUGAUAGUUUCGGGAGCAGAAGACCUUCAAAAAUGGUGUAACUCAAAAGACAACUUAAGGAUUGAUGAACCAGGUGUGAAGAGGCAUUUUCACCUAGUAGAUAUUGAUGAAGUCAACAGAAGUUGGGAUGAAACAUGUGUGCAGACAAUGAAAGGAAUAAGAAAUGUUCAUCAAGUUAGAAAUACCAAGCAAACAUAUGAAUUGAAAACACGUCACCUGUCAUGUUUCUGUCUAAAAUGCCAGACGAACACAGGAAAAUGCAUAAAUUCUGAAGUCGUUGGAGAAUAUACUCACCAAGUACUUGUCAAGAGUAACGCAGGCACAAAGAAAUUGGUAAAAGUAAAAGCUAGUGUUGAUACUGAUUCAAAAAAAGUUGGAGCUAACAAGCAUUUGGAUAUAAAUGAAAUAAAAGUUGAAGCGCAGUAAAAAUAUGUCAAAUAUAGUUCUGUUUUGUCCUGUUCAUACCAAGAUGUGGAUAAACUGUGAAACACUUUGGUAGACAGAUAUUACUAUCUCACUUUUUUUAUAUCUUCCACAUUUUCAAAUAAGUCAAACCCUGUUGGCUUGAACUCUCGGGGACCGGCCAAAACUAAUUCAAGCUUGGGGAAAUUGGAGCCAAGCCUGACUGCUAACAUUCAGUGAAAAGAAAUCAAGCCUUUACAUCCAGUUGGAGCCGAUGAGGACAUUGAGCGAAGCCAGUUUGUGCUAACGACUGUAAUAUUUGUUUAUCUUAUUAAUAUAAAGAGGUCAUCUGCAGUUUCUUAAUUAUAUAUUUAUUUUAAGAAGCCAGAAAUUUGUUUCCAUUUGUUAACAGUAACCAUUUGAAGUUGAAACCUAUACACACAUGUUAUUCACAGGGGACAGAAAAAGCACUAUUAUAUUUUCCAAGCCUAUAUAUACUGUAUACACAGAUAUAUUUCCUGCCAAUUUCUACCAUCAAUAUUCAUUAUUUUUGUAGCAGUAUGUGACAGAACAGGAAUCUUGUUUGUUAAAUUCAUAUAUUUCAAUUGAAUUUGUGAAAUUAAUUUAUUUACUUAAUUUUCUCAUUUUUCCCCAAGUUACACUUGUAUCACUUACAAAUGGAAUUUCUGUUUCGUCUCUGACCAUUUUUGUAGUUUUAUUAUUAAUUAUUAAUUGCUCUCAAAAUAAGUCUUAUAAUUCUAGAAACAUAUAUGUAUACAUGUACCUUACACAAGCGGCAAGACCAUAAGAUAAAACCAAAAGUUUGGUACAAGUUUAUU
Mya arenaria is the source of this 3137-nucleotide messenger RNA. RefSeq lists its product as uncharacterized. Lineage: Eukaryota; Metazoa; Mollusca; Bivalvia; Myida; Myidae. The record is from RefSeq and is a predicted model, not a curated record. The transcript has 2 exons. The coding region runs from base 49 to 2322 and encodes 757 amino acids.